Messenger RNA from Chrysemys picta bellii (western painted turtle), 12052 nucleotides. It is a transcript of the gene RAB43, whose product is annotated as RAB43, member RAS oncogene family. The record is from RefSeq and is a predicted model, not a curated record. Gene Ontology annotation, biological process: vesicle-mediated transport. Gene Ontology annotation, cellular component: Golgi apparatus. Lineage: Eukaryota; Metazoa; Chordata; Testudines; Emydidae. Gene Ontology annotation, molecular function: GTP binding; GTPase activity.
CCAGCCCGGCUCGGCUCCCUCGGCCCCGUGGCGGGCGGAGGGCACUGGCUGGCGAGCAUGCCCAGGCGCGCCAUCUGACGGGGCCAUGCUAGGGAGGGCGGGCGCAGAGGCGGGUCCGAGACGAGGCCCGGCCCGGCGGGGCGGGCGCUGACUGCCGGGCGCUGAGGCCCGGAGCGACGGGCGCUGCGCAGAGCCCGGCUCCCCGCUGCGGAGGGUGAAGGAGCCGAGCCCGGCCAGGCCAUGCCCGGCCCCCCGACGCUGGGGGCGGCAGGCCCCGGCCCGGACCCGGAGGAGCGCUACGAUUUCCUCUUCAAGCUGGUGCUGAUCGGGGACGCCAGCGUGGGCAAAACCUGCCUGGUGCAGCGCUUCAAAACCGGGGCCUUCGCCGAGCGCCAGGGCAGCACCAUCGGCGUGGACUUCACCAUGAAGAGCCUGGAGAUCCAGGGCAAGCGGGUCAAGAUCUGGGACACAGCAGGCCAGGAGAGAUUCCGAACCAUCACACAGAGCUACUACCGAAGCGCCAAUGGAGCAAUCCUAGCCUACGACAUCAGCAAGAGAAGCUCUUUCCAGUCCAUUCCUCGCUGGAUUGAGGAUGUGAGAAAGUAUGCUGGUUCCAACAUAGUACAGUUACUGAUUGGAAACAAGUCUGACUUAAGUGACCUUCGAGAGGUUCAGCUGGAGGAGGCUCAGAAUCUGGCUGAACACUAUGAUAUCAUCUGUGCCAUAGAAACGUCUGCGAAAGACUCCAGCAAUGUGGAGGAAGCUUUUGUGAAGAUGGCAACGGAGCUCAUGAUAAGGCAUGGAGGCCCCAUGUUCAAUGAGAAAAACACAGACAGCAUCAAACUUGACAGCAAAGACAUAGUAGAAGGCUGGGGGCCAUGCAGUUGCUGAUACAAGCUAGGUAGUAUCCCUGACUUUACUGGAAUUUAGAGGGAUGUCUCCCCCUAAGGCUGAGUAGCACAGUAGCUGUAUCCUCCUCCUGAGAGACCAGCAUUUUUGUAGACAUUAGACACCAAUGCAAUCAAGAUUUUGUCUUUUACUUUUAAAAAAAGGACUUUGUUGAGGUUUAGACCUAAAAGUUCAACCUUCCUUGACAUUUACUCUGUAUUUGCCCCCAUUAUUUUCUUUGCUGCAACCUUCUCAGUAAGUUAUGAAUCUGAGUGAAGCAGCAUGGAUCUGUUUGUUGGAGGGCAGGGGAAGGUAACUAGACAAGAAACCACCACAUACCUGAAGUUCUAAACCCUUCAGUAUGGAAUAGCUGUCAAAGGUGUAACUAUUUUUGCUUUUAGGUCAGUCAACCUUGAUAGAGUCUUUUUAAAUUCUCAGCAUUCCACCAAUGACCACAUACACCAGACAGUUUAGACAGUGGCUGUGGCAAAGGUGUUUCAAGUAUCAAAAUGCUUGAAUGUUUUAAACAUGGGACCAAGCAGCAGUCACCUGUCCAAGACACUGGACCACCAUGGAAGCUCUCUCCUUGAAAGUAAAAUGUGGCACAUGGACUGCUAAAUAUUGUUGGUACAAGCCCAAGUGGGCUGUCAUGCUGAUUUUUAAAAAAUCAUCAUUCAAAUAGUGAAAUCAGUCUGAGCAAUACCGGUUGCCUGCUUGUUUACCAAGAUAAACAUUAAAUGUACUGACUCAAAUUCACUCUUGGAGAAGGAGGGGUUUGAUUAUUUUGUUACUUAUUUGCACAGUGAAUAGUUCCUUUUCCAACUUGGUGUCAUGGAGUUUUUACCCUCAGCUUUAUUCAUUUCAUUCAAUAACUCAAGAACAGCACCACUGGAAAUAAGAACUGGAGAAGCCUUGAACAGACUUUGCUAGCCAUGACUGACUUUGGAGUGCUGUAGUAUGCCUAACUGGUCACAUAGAACAUUAAUUCCAAUCACAUGUGAUUAGCAUUAGUUUUUGUUGCCAGAGGUUUCAUUGCACAAGUGACUGUGACUGUCCCAUUCUUUAACUACAGCCUGGGCAUUUGAUGGGACAGUGAACUUCAAAUUAGCUGAGGACUGUAUGAAACAUGAUUUCUUGGCUAUAGGAAAAUAUUGAGAUCUCUCGGAUUCCCUCUCUCACAAAUACAAGUUGCCAGUUGAUUUUCAUUUCUUGCAGAUCUUCAGCAAGAAAAAUCUUUUUACUAUUGACCAAAAGUCUGCAUUAUUAAUUAAAUUGAUUUAAUAACCCAGCUAAGUAGUUGGCUUAAAGAUGUAGCUCUUUAUUAGGAGCUUAUGUUGUGUCUGCCAUUAGAAAGUGCUGACGCCAGCAACUAUCCCUGGAUUUACUCCCUCAAGCACCUUACAAACAGGGAUUUACAAAAGGAACAGAAGCUGGAUUUUUUAAAUCUACAGUUUAAAGCCAAGGUUUUCAGAAUGGUGAUUUUGGGUGCCCGACUCUAGAUAUUUUAAAAGAUCCUGAUUUUCAGAAGUGCUGAUUACCCACCCUCAAAAAUCAGGUCCCCUUAAGGUGUUUCAGGAUGCUGCACCUAUAGAAAAAAAAUGAAGGCACCCAAAAUCAGUCGUCAUUUUUGAAAGUCUUAACCUAAAAGGAUAGGGUGUAUUUGGAUUAUUGUUAUUACCAGGAAUACAGAUUAUGGCCAUUCCACACAUAGCAUGAAAGCCAAGAAACUAGGAAAGGGCUAAUAUCAUGGACCCUGUUUUAAAUGUUGAUUCAUCAGAAAAAUCAUUUUCCUGCAGAAAAUGUUGAACUAUUUUCUACUGAAGUAGUUGACUAAAGAAUUAUGUAUGUUUUGUAGACUGUUUGCUUGUAAUUUAAGAUAAACUUGACUUCAAAUUUUAUAGUUGUAAGAAUAAAGGGGCCUUAAAACAUUUAGUUAGUUUAGUUUUCACAUUUCUAUUUUAUAUGGAAAUGCAGGGUGAGGCACAAAUAUGGUUUUUGGUUUUAAAUAGGGCAGUUUUCCAGGAUACUCCAGGGUCUCCUACAUCCAAAGAUAAGAGGCACCAAGUGCCCAGAAGAAAAUAAACACUAGAGAUGGAGUUUUUCCAAAACUCCAGGCAAUUAACUUAGUAUCGGUUAGUAAACAGCAAACCCCCUACUCUAUCCCCCAAAAGGGGGUAAAAGUCAGUUUAAUCUAGAAAAGAGGUCUGAUUAAAAACUAAAAUUCAGUCCUGAAAUCUUUUUUCUAGUGAAAAGGUACCAUAGCAAAUAUAUUUAAGAUCCUCUUCUGUUUGUUGAUCAGCCUGAAUAGGCUGGGUAGAGUUAUUCUGUCCAUUUCUGAAGUGCUCACAGUAGAAAAACUGACAAGGUCUUAAACCAGAGAAUACUUGCGUUUUGUCAUCAUAUGUUUUAGUGUACAUCUAUAGGCCCAAAUCCAACAAUUUGGUGUGCCCACACAUGGAUCUUUACAUCAAUCCACAGUCCCAUUAUUUGCAGGACUGGUGCCAACUUACAUACUUAAAACCAUGCUGGUAAAAAUUCAUGUGCAUGUAAAAACAAGAGUAUUGAAACUACUUAGAUCACAGCUGAUCCUCUGUAGCUUAGAUAAUGCAUUCUAGGCCUAGAUAAGCUAUAUAUCUCAUCAAGAACCAGAAAGGACCUGGACCCUAUUCCCAUUGCAGUCAUCGAAAGUUUUGCCACUCACUAUAAAUGGAGGCAGAUUUGAGCCCAACAUGUUAAAAAAUAAAAGCAUGCGAGUUUCUUUAAUAUUGACCUAUGUUUAGCAACCAAAUAGAAAUAAAUCAAGCACUUUAUUUUUUCUUAAUCCUUUGCCAUGGGUCACCUAGUGUUUCAACUGAAGCAUUGAAGUUUAAGAAUCCACCUGCAGAGCUUAGUCUGUUUCAGGCAGAAGUUGUUAUAAAAUGCAGUACCAGUUGUUUGUUCGCUGGGCCUUCAACUGAAGGAUAUGCUUCAGCUUCUUGGAUUUUCCUGUAAAGCUAUAGUCCUUUAGUUUUAGAGCAGCUAUGUCUUCUCACUUAAAAAACAACACCACCCUAUAAUACAUGUUUGCAUGUCCUACCUAGCAAAACGUCAGGGAAUAAAGAAAUGGAGAGAGGAACCUCAUUUAUCCAAAUCAGUUUGCCACGUAUCAGUCAACGGUAUAGUGUUUGGGUUCAUAAUACACUGUUUCAGCUAUCCCAGCGGCAUAUACCACACACAUCACCUGGGUGUGAUAGUAAUGGUACAAUCCUCACUAGAGGCAUGGUUCUUUGUACUGAAAUAUAUUUAACCAUGAAAACAGAAUUUAUAUCUUUUUCAAUAAUCCCUUUUAUAGAAGUCACUGUUUAGCUAGCCGUAGAGCCAUAAGUCAUAUCCAUAGCUAUGCAAUCUAAGCAGUAGGAGCCAAAUCCUGCUUGCUUUAUUUUCAGUAAUCCCAUUGACACCAAAAGGAGAAUCGUGCUAGAGGAGGAUGAGCAGGAUUUGGCCCUACAUUUAUAGGCACAAAACUAUUUCUGGGAAAUCUCAGGUUAGGAACCUGCAAUGAUGUACAUCAAAUGAGUGGCUCAGUAGCAUACGAGCACAGUUUAAGGCCAAAAUAUUUGCUAAGAGCCCUCUUUGCUGGCAGUUGAACAUUAGGAAGAAAAUAUAUAGCCAUUACACUAAAUUGCUUUAGGCAGAUCAUCUUAGCUUACCAUUACUUUUAUAGUAUUUAUCGUUUGCAUUUGGCAGUGCCCAAAGUAUGCUAAGUACAGUAGAGUCUCAAAAAAGGGGCAUUGAUCCUUGCCCCAAACAGCUUACAAGCCUGAAAUUCAAUGGCAAACACUGAAAUGAGAAUUCUUACAGAACUUUGUUCUCUUUGUGUGAAUGGUGCUCUUCCCUGUUUUGGUUUGGAUAUAACUAACUUUUAAAUUCAUCUCCUGUUGCUGAUGCAGUCCAUUUUGAUGGGCAGAAUUUGUGCAAAUAUUUAUAAUUAUGUCAUUUUCAAAUAAAUGUGUAUUAGCAUAGAACCCUGAUAAUAAUUUGUUUUGUAAAACGAACUAAAAUACUGAACACUGGAGAUAAAAAUCCCCUAAUUAUGGUAUCAGUUUUACUACACUCAAGGUCAUGUCACAUUCUGCAGUGUUUGUUAACCUCAAACGGUAUCUGACCCAGCUGACGCUCCACUUCAUGGAGUUUCACAAGAGCUUUGGCUUUACUUCAGUUUUUUCAUUGCCUCUGGAGUUCUAUAAUGAAUGGCACACUAUCAACAAGACUGCAUAAGAUCAGAUUUACUAAAACAAUAGGUUUUAUUGUUGAGUAGUGCUGACAAAUUGUUCAAGCAGCACUAUUCUUAAACAAUAUUGAAAAGCAGUUUCUUGAUUCUCCCUAGCAUGUAUUGUUCCAUUAUUUAAUGUUAUAGUCCAAAACAGUAUCUGACUGGCCAUUUGAUUGUCUCUUGCCUUCUGGUAUUGAUCCCCAGUAACUCUAGUGGUAUUCUCAACUAUAUAUAUAUAUAUAUAUAUAUAUACACACACACCCACAUACAUACACACACACACACUCCCAAAGAAAGCUUGUCUAAAGUAAAUUAAGGUAAUACACACAAGCAAAUUUGCAUAAUAAGUCUAAAAUUUAAAGAGCAUUUACUGGUUAAUAAAUUACCGAGUAGCUGAAAUUAUUUAGCCUCAACCACUGUGCCUCCCAGCAUUCAGGUGUACAUUAACAGAUCAGCUUGUACACUGGAGGAAAACUCAUUGGGAACAACCCAUUCUUUGAGAAGCUGGAAGAUAAAAGGGAAGGAUGACCGCCUGAUAUCUUCCAAGAUUGGGAGGUUAGGCCUGUUCUCUGUAGAAUCAUUCAGGACAUUAACAAGGCUCAAGACUGAGGUAAACAAACAGACACACAAAACAGAUGUAGACAAAUCUAAAGAGAGUUAAAAUGAUUUUUUUUUUUUUUUUUAGUUCUCAUGGAAAAUCUAAGGUACUUGUAUGGCUUCCAUUACCAUAGUAUCUGAAUGCCUCACAAUCUUUGAUGGAUUUAUACUCACAAUACCCCGGUGAGGUAGGGAGGUGGUGUUAUCCCAAUUCACAGGCACAGAGAGACUAAGGCCAUGUCUACACUUACCAGGGAUCGAUACUGCUGUGAUCGAUGCAGUGGGUCUACAAGACCCGCUAAAUCGCCCACAGAGUGCUCUCCGGUCAACUCCAGUACUCCACUGGACCAAGAAGAGUAAGGUAAGUCGACGGGAGAGCAUUUCCCGUCGACACAGCGCAGUAAGUCGACCUGCGCUACAUCAACUCCACUUACGUUAUUCAUGUAACUUAGAUUGUAGUAGUGUAGACAGGGCCUAAGGGACUUGCCCGAAGUCACACAGGCAGUCUAUGGUGGAGCACCUGCCCCUCAUAGCCAUGGUGUAGAAGCCACAGGUGGGGAAAGAGGGCAGAGCAAAAGUGAUACUGCACUCUGGCAAUCCUCCAGGGCUCUAAGUUAUUCCAGACCUGACCAGUCCUUAGAUUGGGUCUUUAGGCUGCUCAGAUGCACUGCGGACUGACCAGCAUACAACCGAUCCGAUCCUCUGUCUGUUCACGUAUCUGGGCAGAGUUCCUCUGGGCGACGUCCACUCGCUCCCUUGAAGCCUUCAAGGAGCAGUGGGCGUGGUCAGGGGUUCUCUGCUCGGUGUCCCCGUCAGGCUCCCUUCUUUUGACCCUUUGACUGCACUCCUGUCCCUGUUAUUUCAUUAGUUGUCCCUCGAAAGAAAAAAAAACUGUUUCAGCUUUGGGAGCACAAAGGCCACCUUUGCAGCCCCCUUCUGAGUUGGCUCUGGGUACUCCUCAGCCAUAGCCCUGGGUCUAAGCCUUUGCUUCUACUGGGCAUGAGGGCUUGUCUACUCUUACAGCACUGCAGCGGCAGUAGUGUAGUGCUUAGUGAAGACGUGCCACCUCCCUGAGCGCUGUCUACACCAGGGUUUAGGUCAGUAUAACUGCAUCACUCAGAUGAGUAGAUUUUCCACGCUCCUGAGCAACAGUUAUACCGACGUAAGUUUGUAGUGUAGACCAGGGCUGAGUCACAAAGGCAAGAGAUGUUUAGCUAUUGUUUCACCACUGCACAUUGAAAGUCAUUAUGAAGUUGAUUAGCAGUUGUCUGUAAAUGGGUUGGUGGGGGGAGGGGAGUAAAGCUUCUUUUCCAACACCAGUUUUACAUUGUUUAUGUUACUGUCCAUGUGCCACAGACCUCGUGAAGUAGAAUUGUACUGUGCACACUAAAUUGAUAGCUAUCCGUUGCAAGGAGAUAUUUAGUCCGUAGCUACAGUCAUGCAUCUUUCCCCUAGAAAUCCUUACAAACUUAUUGGUAACAAUAUGAAGCUACUGGAAGAUUCUAGCUAAUGUAUCUUGGCAUGCUAUCCUUCAGAUUAGACUUUACAUAUAGGUCACGUUGAUCCAUCCCUGUGUUUGCUGGCUGCACACUAGCUAUCCCAUGACACUGUGUGUGUUUCUGGACUGGCACAAGUGUUGCCCUGGCCAAUAUUUCCCCCUGGUGGUACUGUAUUCAGUUCAGAGUGCAUGGGCAGUCCCUUGGCCUGAACAGUCACAGCAUCACCAGGAUUUAACUGACUACUUUGUAAUGUGCUUUGAAACACUCAAGGGCAGAUUUUCAACAUCACAAAGAGCAGUUAAGCCCCAAACUCCUCUUUGUGCCUUUGAAGAGCUUCCCCGGCAGAACUAAAUCUUAUGCAGCCAUUUACACGAGUGCAAAGUGAAUGCAAGACCCUACCAGGUCAGAGAAAGGUAGCAUUCUACACUGACUUUUCACAGGUGUAAAUGACUACACCAUAUGCAAGGGCAGUGGAGAAUCAGGCCCCUGGAGGAAGGCUGAAAGCUAAUUUUUUUCUGUUACUAGACAUUGGGGGGGUUGAAUAUCUGCUCAAAAUAACUGGGAGUUGAGUCUUACAGAUGCCUCCAUGUAAAUGGAGUGGGUCAGCUUUUGUGGCCCGCAUCAUGCGGGAGGUCAGACUAGAUGAUCAUAAUGGUUCCUUCUGACCUUAGAGUCUAUGAGUCUAUGAGUCAAGCCAUUGAGCUUUUGAAUUCUGGCUCCAUUUUAUUUAAUUUAGUUUCAAUAAAAAACAACUGAUACAGUCUCCGGUCAGUCCUUAUCCCUUAACAAAAUCCAGCCAGAGUCAGACAAAGAGCAAACAAAUUCUCCAUUUUAUCCUGGACUCCCUAGUUCUCUGUAUAGUCCACCCCCCACCAAAUGUGACCAAAAAAUUGGUCUGGGGGAGAUUUUGCAGCAUGCGCUGAAGGGCAGCAUAGUCAGGUCAUUUUGCACCAAGUCUAGAGGUGAAAUGGUCCAGAGAGAAUAAUGUUUGAAGCUGAACCUACUUCCAUUGUGUCCUUCCUGACAUAAGCAUCUUUUCCUUUAUGUUGGAAGGAGAUUUUUGUAUAAUUGAAAUAAUGUCAGAGGUAAAGUUGAAAGCUGACAGGUCUGUGCACAGACACUCAUGAGAAAGAGAGAGAGAAAAACAUUCAGGCACUACAUGUAAUAAUUGGAAGGAAAAAGGUGGCUUAAGGGUGUCAUUGACCAAUCAGACCUUAUAAUUCUUUCCCAUGCACUCAAGUGAUUUGUAGGCCUUUGGAAACCUUGGCUCAUUUUAGAUUUUGCAGUGUUUCAUUUCAGUGCUUACCAUCCUGUUGAGAAACAGCUUUCAGAUGAACCAUCAGGAUUGUCCUGGAGUCUCCAGGAAUUAAAGAUUAAUCUUGAAUUGAAGAUAACAUCAUGUUAUGAAACCUACAGGAAUAUGUCCAACCAAAAUUGGCAACCUUAGCUCUUAUUUGUUAUUGGGCUAAUAAAGUUACACCUGCUUGCUUACACCAAAGCUGGAAUAAGUUUUGGAAUCCUUUGAGGUGGUAGAAAAUCUUGAUGCAAAGAAUGAUUCAGCCAUUCAGAUGCAGGGUCUAUUAUGUAUUUUAGGACAGCACUUAAUUUGUAACGAAAGAGGUGCCGGAGCUCAAGUAAUUAGGGGCCGGGACUCAAGCAAUUUUUUUACUUUCAUACCUGACACACCAAACCCUGGGGUGCUGGGGAUAUGAACUGCCAAGCCUAGAGGUGCCGGGGCCCAACCCUGGCAAGCCCUGGCACAAAUUAAGCACUGCUUUAGGAUAGCCAAUCCUUAACUUCUUACUGGAACUGGAUCCCUCUGUUUAUCAAUGGGUUUUCUUUUGAAUUUACUCAAAAAUAUUGACUACACACAAAAAAUGGAUAGGAAACUUCAUAUCCACAUGAAUACUGUCUUUUAUGGUAAAAUGAGAAUGACCAGUGCAUGCUUGGGAGGUAGGAUCAGGGUAGGAAAUUAUUUCUUUUAAGGGGACUAGCAAAGGGUAAAAAUAGAUUUGUCCCCUCUUCAAAGUUGGUUUUGUUUUUUAAGAGGGACACAUUUCUGUUUUGUACAUUAGAAAUUCAGAUAAUUUGUAUUUGUCACUCCUCAUGCUAGGUGGUGUAUGUACAUGUACACGUACACACAGAGUCCUUGCCCAAAACUGCUGCCUUGUUUUUCCUUUAAGAUUUUGUGGACCAGUGGAACGCAAACAAGCAGGAUGACAUCACAGUGUUCAGCAAUCAGAUGUGAGGGGAUUUUUCUGUGGACUGUUAAAUAACUACACCUAAACAGAUUUAAACACAAAAUUGGAGGAAAAUUCUUUUGAGGAUUAAGCACCUCACCCAUUCAGUUACUGUUUUUUCCUGCUUGCUUUUUUUUUAAACAUUAGAAAUGCAGGCAUUGUCUACCCUGGAACUCCAUGGAGUGCUGGAGAACUAGUGAUAAUUGGGAAGGGGCCUGUUUUGAAGUUUGGCAUUUUUUGACAUCUCUAACUCCAAAUAUAGUGUUAAAUAUUUAACAUCCCUAGCCCCUUCAGGUGAGAGAACCUAAUAUCCACAGGCCCCUUCCCCCAAACAGGCUCCUGCAAAACCAGGGGAGAUCAGACUUGAUAUUCCGGAUAUCAAAAAUUAAAAUAUUUUAAGGCAGCCUUUGAGGCUUCCUUUAUAUAUUAUAGGGAACAAAGGGUGCAAGCCAUUUUAUUUAAAAAAGCCUUUGCAAGUCACCUUUCAAGCAUUGCAGCUCAGUCAAGUUAUUUCCAACAUUAGACUACACAUAUUCAGCUAUCAAAGGACAAAAUCCUACAGCUCUCACCACAAACAAGUGUUGGGGUAUUGUGGGAAGAGACCCAUCCAUCCCUUUACCUGGCGAAUUAUUGCUUUAAUGACCAUGGCCCCUGAAGAUCCCAACCACACCCAAAAUUGUAAAAGUGUAUACAUAUAUAAUGCCAGCUCUGACAAUUGAUGAUACAAAAUAACACCUCCCCUUUCUGUUUUAAAAAACCUAAGUCUCCAGAGAAAAACUAGGUAUGAGAGUUAAGGUUGGAAAUGUUUGUAUUUCUCCCCUUAGUUACAUCAGUUUGGUGCACCCAAAGACGUAUUUAUGCAAAAAAACUGAGACAAGAAUCAAUUCCAUAAUUAAUAAUUACCCCCCCCCAAAAGCUAAUCUCCUUACAGUAAAUUAUCAGACAGCAGCAAUUUCAGUAUGCUCCUGAGUAGGUGAAAGUCAGUGUCAUUUUUCUGCAAUAGAACAAGAGGCCAUGAGACGUUGCUUCUUUUCUUGCUUUCAAUAGGAAAUUCUGCCCUUUGAUUCUCAGAUACACUUGAUGUUCUUAGGUGAUAUGCAUUCAUCUGAGGACAUAGUGGGUGCGAUUUGGGGCAUCCAAAGUUGUAAGAACAUGGGUGUGAAAAAUUGUGCAUUAAAAACAUGGGCAUGCAAACUUGUAUUUGCAAUUUGAAGCCAAUUUAAAAAAAAAAAAAAUAGAUAAGGCUAUAAAGGCCAGUUUUCUUUUUAAGGUGUGUUGAUGCCUAAAAAUGAAGUAAGAGUGUAGUGGGAUUUUCAAUGGGACUCAGACUGUUAUGCACUUUUGAAAAUUCCACUAGGUGUCUAUCUACAUUUAAAAGUCUGGACCUAAGAGUACAGUACAAAAUGAUUUGUUAGGAAAGGUUUUGCACUAACAGAACGUGAUUCUAUUAAAAGACACUGCGCAUCUUAAGAUGAAAAGCAGAGCUCAGAAGACAAGGGUAUCUGGUAUUUUGUAUUAUUCAUUUCCAGCCCAUAUUUAUUUCAACCCCUUGUGUAUAAAUAAGCAUUUUUUACUAAGUAAAUGCAUAUUUUAAAAAAUGAGAAAGAUAUUUUAAAUAUGGGAGGCCAUUCAUACUUGAUAAAAUAAUAUUUGUUGCUUUAACAGCAAGGACUGAUACAUGGAGGAGAAUAAUGCUGAUAAAACAACAUCAGUUGUUUAAGAUCCCCUUCCUAGAGGAUUGAACAUCAUAACUGCUCAUUAAAUUAUCAGAGAAAUAGAGUGAAAAUCCCAUGUUGAAUGACAAAUGUGCCAAUUCAAAGCCCUGUAUGGAUCGUGAUUACACCAACGUAAAUCCCAAGUAUAACUCCAGCAACUGAGAUCAGACUCUGGCCCACUUGUCAUAUUUUAUGGGUGAGGUGGAGCAAAGUUGGGAAUUCAGCCUAUAAUGAAGAAAAGGUGGAUUUCUUAUUUGUAAUAUUUGAAGAAGAGGAAGCUUGUUAUUUUGUAAAGCCACACUGAUAAAUGCUGAGACUUUUGAGAUCCUAAUUGUGCUCAGUGCUUUUUCCCUCUUUUGUAAUAGUGCCUCACUUGAUGGCUGAUGGUUAGAAAAUCCAGUAGCCCAGGGAUCCACAGCAUUCAAGAGAGUCUGGCUUACACAUUUGGUUGGGGGCAAAAAGCUCUAAUUCAUAUUGAAUUCACUCACUGCAUUCCAAAAUUACUGAAAGGUUUGGAGAACUCCAGUGUUACAAAGUAGUCUUCAUUUAUUACGACAGAUCGCUUGCUAAUUGUCCAUGGUUCCAUGAAGAGAUGCAAGCCUCACAUUUCGAUCACUGGUAUCCAUUUUGCAUUUAAACUUUCUUAUGAUAUUGACCGGAUUGUUUGGAAUGUGGAGACAAGGGAGCAAGCUUGCAUACGAUAGUGAUUUUUAAUAUUUUACAUUCAUCUAUUUAUGAAUUUAUAAUAAAAAUAAGUUUAUUUUUAAAAAUAUGAAACCUGCUUUUUUUGGUAAAUUCCUAUGGUGGAUACAUGGCACUGUGUAUUGUUAAACAAAUUUCAUUAAAAUAUGCAUUUGGGAA